AUGGGCAUACUCUUCUCCUCCAUACUGUCCCGCCUAUUUUCAAAUAGAGAAAUCAGGAUACUCAUAUUAGGCCUGGAUAAUGCGGGGAAAACUACCAUCCUGAAUAGAUUGCAGUUGGGAGAAAUCGUCCAAACUAUACCAACCAUUGGAUUUAAUGUAGAAAAUGUAAACUAUAAAAACUUAAAAUUACAGGUAUGGGAUUUGGGGGGGCAGUCGUCCAUUAGACCCUACUGGAGAUGCUACUAUAAAAAUACGAAUGCCAUUAUUUACGUGAUUGACAGCUCAGAUGGCGAACGCUUGGUAAACACCAAGUGGGAAAUUAAUAUGAUUCUUAAGGAGCCAGACUUGAAAGGAGUACUCCUGGUCAUUUUUGCAAACAAGCAGGAUGUGAAAAAUUGUCUUUCUAUAACUCAAAUUUCGAAGGAUUUAAACUUAACGGCGAUACGGGAUCGGCAGUGGGCUAUUUUCAGCACCAGUGCUACGAAGAACGUGGGGAUUACCGAGGCUCUGGACUGGCUCGUCAGUAACAUGAAGUGA
Molecule: messenger RNA, 537 nt
Organism: Plasmodium coatneyi
Lineage: Eukaryota; Apicomplexa; Aconoidasida; Haemosporida; Plasmodiidae
Product: Adp-ribosylation factor-like protein
Exons: 1
Coding region: 1-537 (178 amino acids)
Biological process (GO): vesicle-mediated transport; intracellular protein transport
Cellular component (GO): cytoplasm; Golgi apparatus
Molecular function (GO): GTPase activity; GTP binding
Source: RefSeq, a predicted model, not a curated record